Molecule: messenger RNA, 2178 nt
Organism: Vavraia culicis subsp. floridensis
Lineage: Eukaryota; Fungi; Microsporidia; Pleistophoridae
Exons: 1
Coding region: 1-2097 (698 amino acids)
Source: RefSeq, a predicted model, not a curated record
AUGCCGAUUACCAGAAGAAAAAAGGCUGCGAAGUGUUCCGAUGAAAAAGAAAAUGUGGAAAGUACAACAGAAAUAACCUUCUUAAUGGACAGCUCAGAGAUGAAGAGUAUUGAUGGUUUAGCUGCGAAGGAAAGCAGGCAUGGCACUUUAACAAGCAACGAUAUAAUACACAACCUGGAGAGCAACACAAAUUUGGAUCAAAACAGCGUGGAUAGAAGGAGUGUAAACGAACAGAAUAUUGCUAAUGGCGCGGAUGACGUGGUAGAUAUACCAACAAACAUGGAUGAAGAUUUCAUCCUUAAUAAUUCCCUGGAGUAUUUAAGCAAGAUUGUUAGACGGCAUCCUGACCUGUACUUCAAGUGUUGGAACAACAUAAAACAAAACAAUGACCAGGCUAAGUUUGAAAAACUAUCAAAUUUAGCUCUUUUGUCCAAAAUUGAUGAGAAUAAAGUGUUUGAGCACACAACAGACCCGUCAGAAACGGUAAGAUAUAUUGCAACGUUCAUCUCAGUUCGAAUUUUUAUGUACAAAAUGAAAACAAAUCACGAUUUUGACAUCAAUAUAGUACUGAACAGGCUCAAGGAUGUUUAUUAUCCAACACGUAUGGUUGUUAUACAGGAGCUUUUUUUAUUUUAUGAAAAAUUUGGCACGUUAGUGAUCGAUAAAUUGCUGUUAGCGCUCCAUGACAGCAAAGACGAAGUCCGUGUUGAAGCGCUAAGAACGUUAAGAAAAUUGUACAAAAAAUAUACCAUAGAGAUUGAUUUUGUGGAUAUUAUCAAGAAGCUUGCCAGGGAGGCAAUAUCGUGCAGCACGCGCUCGGCAGCCGCAGAUUUUCUCUACGACGUGUUCAGCGCUGAAGACAGGGAGGAUGAAUUGCUUGGCAUCCUGGGCAGUUGUCAUCCGAACAGGAUAAGGAAUGUGAUCCAGAAGAUUAAGAAACAGGGCAAGAAUAUCUACGAUGUUUACCACCUCUUGUACAACAAGUCAGGAGUUGAGGUUUUUCGGAAUAUCGAAAUCAGAAAAAGAGGAUUGGAAACAUACCUGGAUCAUGUAAUUGAUAGAAUAAGACGUAGCGUGCCGUGUUGUAGGAAAGGCAACUGCCACUUACUCAUAUUAAACAUGUAUCGACACACCAAUCUUGAAAAAGUUUACGCCUUGCUUUCGGUCGUAAAGGAUAGCAGAACAAGCAUCGAAAUUAUUGUGCAAAUGCUUGAGCGCAUCAAAAACGAGGUGUAUGUAAAUUCAAACUGCACUACUAAAGUGCUCGACAGGCUGUACGAGUACGGUCAAAUUUACAGACUGAACUAUUUCAAUCUCCUCAAAAAAUUAGAGACUGAUUAUCAAUCGUAUGUAAACGAAAUCGUGAAAAAAAUUGAGCACGAAGACUUGAUAAAAUACUUCGAUGUGGAGCCGCUCAACAAUGCAGGAGUAAUUUACAAGGCUUUAUGGCACAUAAAUUCGGACCAGGUUGACCAGGUAAGGACACUUGUCUUCAGCGACAGGAAUGAUGAUAGUUUUGAUGAGCUGUCUGAGCUUGUUCGUUUUGUACAUUCAAAAAUGGAUGAAUUGAGUAGGAAUAUAAGUACCGAUGAUGUACAGGACAUGAUGCACGCUUUUGAGUUCAUUUAUACACAGUCGAUUGCCUAUUUAAGCACAAAAAUUGAUCAAUUUCCACGAGAUGGCAGCUUUUACAACAAUCUAACCAAGUUCAUCUGCACUGGCGUUUUUAAGGAUAAGGCUGGUAUAAUAUUCCGGUCAGCAAAACAUUAUCGGUCUUUGAUGAUCAAAUGCAAAGAUAUUAGCCUGCUCAUCGAGCUCUUCACCGACUUUCUGCGCAAUGAGAAAAACAUAAAAACAAAAUGCUUAGAAAAAAUGGCAAAAACAUUCAAGCAGCGGCUAAGGAACUAUCCAUCAACUGAGCUAUUCCUAACUUUAAAAAGAUUUGUGAGCGUUGGUGUUAACAUGAGUAAUUUUAUACCGCUCAUAGACAUUUUAAGCCUGGAUGAGCGCAUUGUAUUGGAAAACGUAGCCAGUGGCAAGUUCAAGGACAAAUUGAAGGAAACAUGUGUUGAAAGUCUGAACACCGAGAGUAAAUGAACCAAUGAUGUAGUUUUACCAGAUACUCGUUUGAUUAUCUGCUGAUGAGGUUUGUUAAAUAAAUUAGCGUUCCAGCUGGUG